GGCAAAUUACCUAAUCCACUGCAAAGAAAAAAUCAUCAUGAUUUCUCAAAAGAAAAAAAAAUCAUCACGAUAUUAGUCCAACUUUCCCACUUCCAAAGAGGGCGGCUCCCCACCUUCCACUUCCUCACUCAAUUAAUCUAAAUUAACACGAAAAUUCCAUUACAAGAAAAAACCUCAAUAUCUCACAAUCUUCAUUUGAGCAUAUGCUUCAUAACACAUAUAAUAAUGCAGUCUAGUUUCCUAAUUUGUUAUGCUCUUACUCUUUCAACAUUAAUCACCCUCACACACACCUCCUCCACCAAAUUUCUCAAUCUCACCACUGAUCAAAAUGCACUACUCGCUUUCAAAAACACUAUCUCUUCAUCAGAUCCCAACGGCAUCUUCGCCACGAGCUGGCCCACCAACACACCCAUAUGCAACUGGACCGGCGUCUCCUGCGGCGCCAGACACCGCCGCGUCACAGCCCUAAAUCUCACCGGCCUCGGCCUCCGAGGAACCAUCGCUCCGCAUCUCGGAAACCUAACGUUUCUUCGAUCUCUAGACAUCAGCUCCAACAAUUUCAUUGGCGUCUUACCCUCCGAGCUGUCUAAGUUGCGCCGUCUAGAACAUAUAAACGCGGGCUUCAACGACUUGACCGGAGAAAUACCGUCGUGGUUCGGAGCCUUACCCGAGCUACGAUACGUGCGGCUGAGCAACAACACCUUCUCGGGCGAGCUGCCUGCUUCUCUGUUCAACGCUUCCUCUCUGAUUGAGAUUAAUAUGAGAUUCAAUCUGCUCUCGGGCGAGCUCCCAAAUGAUAUAUGUAGCAAUACCCCGAAACUCGAAGCGCUGUAUCUCUCUGGGAAUCAGCUUGAUGGGCGGAUUCCGGCAAACAUAUACAAGUGCAGAGGGCUACAAGACUUGCGCUUGCCUAGCAACAAAUUCAGUGGCGGAAUACCAAGUGAGAUUGGGAAUUUGAGCCUGCUUAGGAUUUUAUCUCUUGGCCGGAACGAUUUUGAAGGAGAAAUACCAGCAGAAAUAGGGAAACUCUCGGAUUUAGAGAGAUUGUACAUUCCAAGUGCCUCUCUAACGGGAAAUAUUCCAAAUUCUAUGUUCAACUUUUCGUCUUUGAAACUGAUGGAUCUCUCCAACAACAGUUUGUCUGGAGCUAUACCAACAGUCAGUUUUUACAAUCUACCUCAGAUUGAAGAAUUGUAUCUUUUAUCGAACCACUUGACAGGUGCUGUACCAAAGGAAUUUGGAAACUCAACUUCCAUGAAAUGGCUGGAUCUUGCUUAUAACAGACUGAUGGGUGAAUUACCAGAAGAGCUUGGUAAUAUUGUAAACCUUGAGAUGUUUGCAGCUCCCUUCAAUGACUUCUUAUCUGGCCCCAUACCAUCAUCCAUAUUCAAUAUAUCAACAUUGAACUUAUUAGCUCUCCAACAGAACAAUUUCUCAGGCAGCCUUCCUCCAUACAUGGGGCUCUCACUCUCGAAUCUCCAACAGCUUUACUUAUAUCUGAACAGACUCAGCGGCGAAAUCCCGAGCUCCAUCACCAAUGCUUCAAAGCUUACUAUAUUGGAAUUGAACAGAAACUCAUUCACCGGCUCCAUCCCCGACUUUGGUAAUCUGAGACAGCUGCAAGCGCUUCGGCUCUGGGAAAAUAACUUGACAGGAGCUGAAUCUCCUGUUCAGGAAAUUAAAUUUCUCACUUCAUUAACUAACUGUCGGUAUUUGAAGUACUUGGAAAUAUCAAACAAUCCACAGAUGAACGGCAUCCUCCCAGCUUCCAUUGGGAAUUUAUCUACUUCUCUCGUCAGUUUUGCAGCAUCAAACUGCAGCAUUCGAGGUGCCAUUCCUUCUGUAAUUGGAAAUUUAAGCAGUUUGCAAGGUCUGGCUUUAUCUAACAAUCAACUCGCAGGAUUCAUCCCAGCAACAAUAAGAAAAUUGAAGCAACUAGGAUUGUUGGACUUUUCUGAUAACCAGUUGCAAGGAUAUAUCCCUCGUGAUCUUUGUGAAAUCAGUAAUUUGGUUUAUCUGUAUUUAACUGGUAAUAUGCUUAGUGGUUCAGUCCCUGAAUGUUUGGGAGAAAUCAAAUCCCUAAGAGAAGUCUCAUUUGCCUCAAACAAGCUCAAUUCCACCAUACCUUCCGAGUUAUGGAAUCUCACAGAUCUUGUGAGUCUGAACUUGUCAUCAAACUAUUUGAAUGGCGAGCUUUCAUCUCGAGUUGGGAGCUUGAAGGCGAUCAAUGAGCUGGACUUGUCUUGCAACCUAUUCUCGGGUGAGAUUCCCAGCACGAUUGCAGAGUGCACUUCGUUGGAGUUCCUAGCUCUGUCGAAUAAUACAUUUGGUGGCUCUAUACCUCCGUCUUUCGAGAAUAUGAGAUCAUUGAACACAUUGGAUCUAUCUCAUAAUAAUCUUUCUGGUUUGAUACCUAAGAAAUUGGCUAAGCUUGAUCUUGAGUAUUUCGACGUAUCAUAUAAUGAGUUGGAAGGGGAGAUCCCAGAUGGAGGUUGUUUCGACAACUUCACGGCUGAAUCUUUCGCCAAAAACUCUGCUCUUUGUGGUGCUUCAAGAUUUGGGGUACCAACUUGUGUGAAAUAUCAUGCAAAAUCAAGAUCAAAGAGUAAUGUUGUGUUGAUGAAGUAUAUUUUGCCCCCUGUAGUUUCAGCUAUGAUUCUAGUAAUUUUUGCAGUUGUGCUAAUAAGGCGGCGCAAACUGCUGAAAGCACCACCUGCAGCUGAUAUCUCAGUAGGUCUUUCUUGGAGAAGAGUUUCAUACAUAGAGCUGGUGCGAGGAACUGAUUCUUUCAGUGAGACGAGUCUACUUGGGAGAGGAAGCUUCGGUUCAGUAUUCAAAGGAACACUUUCUGAUGAUUUGGAUGUUGCAGUGAAGGUGUUUGAUCUGCAAUCAGAAGGAGGUAUGAGGAGUUUUGAGACUGAGAGUCAGAUACUGAGUGGCAUUCGACACCGGAACUUGGUUCGGAUAAUUGGUUGUUGUAGUAACGUGGAGUUCAAAGCCUUGAUUCUUGAGUACAUGCCUAAUGGGAGUUUGGAGAAAUGGCUGCAUUCUGAAAAUUGUUGGCUGGAUCUGAUGCAGAGGCUGGAUAUAGCAAUAGAUGUGGCGUUGGCGUUGGAGUAUCUGCAUCAUGGCUAUACAUUCCCUGUUGUUCAUUGCGAUAUAAAGCCGAGCAAUGUUUUACUAGACGGAGAUAUGACUGCUCGUGUUGCUGAUUUUGGUGUUUCAAAGCUUUUUGAUCAAGGGGAGACUGUGGUUCUCACUAAAACAUUGGCAACGAUUGGAUAUGCAGCACCAGAGUACGGAUCAGAAGGAAAGAUAUCCACAAAUGGGGAUGUGUAUAGUUAUGGUAUAAUGGUGUUAGAGAUAAUGACGGGGAAGAAGCCGACAGAUGAUAUGUUGAGUGGAGAAAUGAGCUUGAAAGAGUGGAUUGGCGAAGCACUGCAAGAAAAUGCAGCAAGUGAAGUUGCAGAUCAUGGCUUGCUAGCUAGAGAAGAUAGGCAUUUCGUUGAAAAGGAACGAUGUGUGUCGUCUAUUUUUCAUUUAGCAAUGAAAUGUUUAAUCGUUUCACCAGAUAAAAGAAUCAACAUGGUUGAAGCAGCAGCAGCUCUCAAGAAAAUCAGAGCCACCCUUUUAGAAGGAACCACAAGGCGUUAGUCAUAUUAAAUCUUGUUUUUUUUUUUUUUUUUUUGAAUGAUAGUUAUAUACAGUUCUCCACCAUAUAAAGAAAGUCUUCAACUUA
This is a messenger RNA of Salvia miltiorrhiza (redroot sage), 3739 nucleotides long. RefSeq names its product LRR receptor-like serine/threonine-protein kinase EFR. Bases 226 to 3654 code for a protein of 1142 amino acids. The record is from RefSeq and is a predicted model, not a curated record. Gene Ontology annotation, molecular function: protein kinase activity; ATP binding; protein binding. Gene Ontology annotation, biological process: protein phosphorylation. NCBI's taxonomy places the organism in Eukaryota, Viridiplantae, Streptophyta, Magnoliopsida, Lamiales, Lamiaceae. The transcript has 5 exons.